UCAUUUUAGCAUCCAUUGAAGAUGAAAUCAUGAUACAUAGAAUCCAGCAAUUUCUUAAUUGUACUCCUGCUAAGCAAUGGCGAACGCAAUGGGAUUUUUUCGUCUAAUUAGGGCUCGAACCACCACAUCAUCUCUCGCAUCGGUUAUUCAUCCUCCAAAAACUCCUCUAUCAGGAACAACUGAAGCGUUAAAGAGUUUUGUAAGGGUUUUUGAAUCACCAUCUGGACGAUGCACUCGUCCCUUGAUCAUUAGUUGGAAAUUACACGCGCAGAGAUAUCUUCAUAUGACGAAAUCUUACACUUUAGGGCAUGAAUUUAACAUGGGGAGAUUGUUAGGUGUGUCAGCUGUACUAGGAUCUUUCUUACUCCGGCCGCGCUAUGCACAUUGUAUGGAUGGAUAUGCCAGCUCAGCAGAUCAUCAUAACAUGGGGAUGUUGGGCGACUCAGAGACUGAUGACAAUCCACACAAUUUCAUGAUUUUUGCAAAGAAACUGAUGGUACCUAUUGCUCUACUCUUAAUCGUGUGGAUGAACUGGAACCAUCCUGUUGUUCUUGGAGUUAAAGUGAUACUUACUCUUCUCAGUACAAAACCCAGCCCUUUCUCAGUUUAUGUAUUCAUUAAACAGUUGCAGCAACAAUACAGAGGCCGACACCCCAUCUUACACAAAUUCAAGUCAUUGUACGCGACAAAGGUUGAAGUUGACGAUUACACAGUACUGUGCAUUGCUAAGGUUGAAAUAUUAGAUCAGAAGUACACUCUACUGGGAGUUCUGGGUGGCUGGUGGGUUUUUGAAAUUACAUCUUUGCGAACUGCUCUUUCUGGAUUUAGAAGCAGAACUCUACAAAUACUAGAAACUGCUGUAAGUAGUGAAGUGUAGUUGUUCUACUCGUUUGCUAAUGUCAUCGUAAUUACUUUUCAAAUCAUAGAUUAUUAGUUUUGACUUUUUGAUUAUUGGGAUGAAACUGUGAAAUAGUUGGAUUAAAAAUAGCUUAUACAGACGUGUUUUCUCA
Messenger RNA from Helianthus annuus (common sunflower), 1010 nucleotides. RefSeq lists its product as uncharacterized. Lineage: Eukaryota; Viridiplantae; Streptophyta; Magnoliopsida; Asterales; Asteraceae. The transcript is spliced from 6 exons. Bases 77 to 877 code for a protein of 266 amino acids. The record is from RefSeq and is a predicted model, not a curated record.